AAGACGCGCCAGUAAGUGCUGCAGCUGCGCCGGACAGAGAAACUCCAGACUUAAGUCAGAUACUUACUCUCUCUCACACACUCCGACUACCUACAACAAUGGCCGACAAGCCCGACAUCUCUGAGGUGACCAAAUUCGACAAGAGCAAGCUGAAGAAGACUGAGACGCAGGAGAAGAAUCCACUACCUACAAAAGAGAUCAUCGAACAGGAAAAGCAGUCGUGAAGCCCCUCCCUCUCACCAUGUACUGUACACGCCCCCUCCUCCUCCCGCAUUGCCUUGUUUUCAGUCACAUCUCUUUAGCUGUAUAACUUUGUAUAACCUGAAAUCAUGAAAACGACAAACCGAGCUGCACCACCUGUUGGAUGGAUGAUGCUUUCAGGGGACUCCAUCCCCCCACCACCACCCUGUCCACCCUCCUCAGCGGCAGAAACGGCACUGUCAACAUCUAGGGUGAUGAAGCUUUGUCCAUGACGGAGGGGGACGAACGGACGGCAGAAGAUGCACGUCACUUAACACCUUUACGACCAACACUGGCGUCACAGGGCGUGGCCUGCGCAGUCUUUGUCCCAGGAAGCUCGUCAUCAUUGCCGCCACACACACGAAAGAAAACGCACCCAACUUCCUGUGUGGCUGCUUUUGCGCCAAAGCUGAGGUGUCAAGCUUUUUUGUCUAAUUUUUUUUCUUUUUGGGAAAUGCACAACUUUGAUUGUAUGCUGGCCAAAAUGUAAAUGCCCCAAAAAUCACACCAUGUUUGUUUUUUCUUUUGUACACAAGGUUAAGGGAAAAAGUGUAACAGGUUUCAUCUAGUCGUGGGAGAUGCACAAACGGACCUUAUUUACGGUUAAAUUGCACCACAUAUGUCAGAGUUAAUCAUGAUAUCGUCUCUGUUAAGUUUUGCCUCUGAAAGGAAGAAAACCACCAGUGAUUGAUUCAGUGUGUUUGCUUUCAACCGUAACUUACUUUUUUUUUUUU
Messenger RNA from Solea senegalensis (Senegalese sole), 974 nucleotides. RefSeq names its product thymosin beta-4. Gene Ontology annotation, molecular function: actin monomer binding. The record is from RefSeq and is a predicted model, not a curated record. Gene Ontology annotation, biological process: actin filament organization; regulation of cell migration. NCBI's taxonomy places the organism in Eukaryota, Metazoa, Chordata, Actinopteri, Pleuronectiformes, Soleidae. The transcript is spliced from 3 exons. Bases 99 to 224 code for a protein of 41 amino acids. Gene Ontology annotation, cellular component: cytoplasm.